AUGUUCUAUGAGAUUGAUACUGAUCAUGGAUUGCCUUAUGAUCCAUUCAAGGCCUGCGUAGUCCCCCGCCCCAUCGGCUGGAUCUCCACGCGCUCCCCCUCGGGCCACGACAACCUCGCCCCCUACUCCCAAUUCACAAACCUCACCUUCGACCCCCCUUACGUGCUCUUCUCUUCCAACCGCACCCCUUUGGGUCAACGCAAAGAUACCGUCAACAACGCCAUCGCGACCGGUUUCUUUGCCUGGAAUCUCGCUACUUAUGCUUUGAGAGAAGAAGUCAAUGUAACAGCUCAGCAACUAGACCCGGGGGAGGAUGAGUUUGUUGCUGCAGGGUUGGAGAAGGAGGAAGGUAGGGUGGUGGGAGUGAGUUUGGUGAAAGAGUCCCCGGUGAGGUUUGAGUGUGCUUUUGAGAGGGUUGUUGAGUUGCCUGGGAAUCCGCCUAUGGGGACGGUCGACAUCAUAUUCGGCCGCGUGCUCGCCGUCCAUAUCUCCGACUCCGUGCUCACCGACGGCAAAAUCGACAUCAAGAAAACAGAACCCAUAGCUAGGUUAGGCUAUUACGAAUACGCGGUUGUGAGAGAUACUUUCGAAAUGAGAAUUCCGGGGACAAAUAAGGCGUUGUUGGAUGGGCUUGAGGGAUCCGCGAAAGCGAACAGGAAGCUGUAG
Molecule: messenger RNA, 666 nt
Organism: Aureobasidium melanogenum CBS 110374
Lineage: Eukaryota; Fungi; Ascomycota; Dothideomycetes; Dothideales; Saccotheciaceae
Exons: 3
Coding region: 1-666 (221 amino acids)
Molecular function (GO): FMN binding
Source: RefSeq, a predicted model, not a curated record